AUGGACAUGGAGCAGCUCUCUUACGGAAGCUUCGGCUCGAUCGCCAUAGCCACGAUACUCUUCUCGCUGGUUCUGAGGCUGGCUCUGGGUGGUAAGGACACCGGAGUCAAGCUUCCCCCAGGUCCAUGGAACCUUCCCGUCAUCGGCAGCCUCCACCACCUCGCCAGCACGAAGCUGCUGGCGCACCGCGCCUUGCUCAGCCUGUCGCGCCGGCACGGCCCGCUGAUGCUGCUCAAGCUCGGCGAGGUUUCCACAGUUAUCGCGUCCACUCCCGAGGCUGCCAUGGAGGUGCUGAAGACGAACGACCUGGCCUUGGCGAUCCGUCCGAGCGGCCCCACGGUGGACGCUAUCAGCUCCGGCGGCAAAGGCCUCAUCUUCGCGCCCUACGGCGAGCACUGGCGGCAGAUGCGCAAGGUAUGCAUUGUGGAGCUUCUCGGCACGAGGCAGGUGUGGCGUAUCGAGUCCAUCAUUCAGGACGAGGUGGCGUACCUCGUCGAGUCCGUCGCUGCUGCGCCUUCGGUCGUCAAACUCGGCGAGGCGCUGGCCCAGCUGACGAGCAACGUCAUCGCGAGGGCGGCGUUCGGCAGCAAGUGCCCGCAGCAGGAGGAGUACCUCCGGGAGCUCGAAAGGAUGACUAAUCUCCUGGGAGGGUUCAGCCUGGUGGACCUGUUCCCGUCGUCUCUGCUGGUGCGGUGGCUGAGCGGCAGCGAGCGCGACAUGAGGAGGAGCGUGGGCCGGGUGCACAGAAUUCUGGGAGACAUCAUCGAUAAGCGCAAGGAGAAGAAACCAAGCACCUCUGCUGCCAUAAGAGACGACGAGGACCUGCUGGACGUGCUCCUCAGGCUGCAGAAGGAAGACACUCUCCGCAUACCCCUGACGUCGGAGAUCAUCAGCGCCGUCCUCUUCGACAUAUUUGGAGCUGCUACCGACACCACCGCUGUUACGUUAGAAUGGGCCAUGGCAGAGCUCAUCCGCAACCCGCACGUGAUGGCAAGGGCGAAACUCGAAGUCCGAGAGAGGCUCGGAAAGGGAAGAUCCACGGUCACGAGCGCAGACCUCGGCGACCUCCGCUACCUCCGGAUGGUUAUCAAGGAGACGCUAAGGCUUCACCCCGCCUCGGCGCUCAUCCACCGGUCGAGCCAGCAGAAUUGCCAGGUCAUGGGCUACGACAUACCCAAGGGCACCACUUUCACGAUAAACGCCUUCGCGGUAGGGAGGGACCCGACGCACUGGGGGAAGGACGCGGCCGAUUUCUUGCCGGAGAGGUUCGAGGAGAGCGGCGCCAGCAGCGUAGAGUACAAGCAGGGGACGCAGAUGGAGUUCAUCCCGUUUGGAGCGGGCCGUAGGCAGUGCCCAGGAGCCCUGUUCGCCACCACCACCAUCGAGUUCGUGCUGGCUAACCUCUUGUACCACUUCGACUGGGCGGUUCCGGACGGGGCGGGCCCGGACGCGCUGGACAUGAGCGAGGUGUUUGGGAUCGUCUUGCGCCCCAAGUCCAGCCUCUGCGCGGAGGCGGUCAGAAGCUCGCACUCUGCAGAAGCACUAGUGUGCGUGUCUUAGAAAUGGCAGCUAACAUCCCAGAACCUUU
Molecule: messenger RNA, 1588 nt
Organism: Lolium rigidum
Lineage: Eukaryota; Viridiplantae; Streptophyta; Magnoliopsida; Poales; Poaceae
Product: desmethyl-deoxy-podophyllotoxin synthase-like
Exons: 2
Coding region: 1-1560 (519 amino acids)
Molecular function (GO): iron ion binding; heme binding; monooxygenase activity
Source: RefSeq, a predicted model, not a curated record